CUGCCUCACAUCUCUCUCUCCAAAUUCUCUGUAUUUGGUCCAAUCUCUCUCUCUCUCUCUAAAAUCGAAUACAUUUUUAUUUUUGUUCUUUAUGGAUUGAAUCUUACCAUCGUGUCCCGUGCCAAAAAGCUUUCCUGGGUUCAAUAACUUUUAGGGUUUCUUUUCAAUCUCUCUCGUGUUAUAGGCAAGGUGACAAUAAAGCAAGAACCUUUAGGGGUUAUAGAUUUCAAAUCCAGAGUGAUAGGAUUCGAUCAUGGGUGAACUUGAAGAUAUUGGAGCUGAUAUCUGCUCGGAUAUCGAAGUUGAUGACAUAAGGUGUCACAAUAUUGCGGAAAAAGAUGUCAGUGAUGAAGAAAUUGAGGCGGAAGACUUGGAGACACGAAUGUGGAAGGAUCGUAUCAAACUAAAAAGAAUUAAAGAAAGGCAGAAGCUUGCAGCCCUGCAAGCUGCAGAGAAGCAGAAAUCCAAGCCAGCCUCUGAUCAGGCUCAGAGGAAGAAAAUGUCGAGAGCCCAAGAUGGCAUUCUGAAGUACAUGUUGAAGCUAAUGGAAGUGUGCAAAGCACGUGGAUUCGUGUAUGGCAUCAUUCCUGAGAAGGGUAAACCUGUGAGUGGUGCAUCAGAUAACAUAAGAGCUUGGUGGAAAGAAAAGGUGAAGUUUGAUAAGAAUGGGCCAGCAGCAAUUGCAAAGUAUGAGGCCGAGUGUCUUGCCAUGGCUGAGUCAGUUAACAAUCGAAAUGGGAACCCCCAAAGUUUUCUUCAGGAACUGCAAGAUGCAACUCUGGGCUCUCUCUUGUCUUCUUUGAUGCAACACUGUGAUCCCCCCCAGAGGAAGUACCCUUUAGAGAAGGGGAUUCCACCACCUUGGUGGCCAACUGGGAAUGAAGAUUGGUGGGUCAAAUUAGGGCUUCCUCAGGGUCAGAGUCCUCCUUAUAAGAAACCACAUGACCUUAAGAAGAUGUGGAAAGUUGGGGUGUUAACAGCUGUGAUAAAGCACAUGUCACCCGAUAUUGCUAAGAUUAGAAGGCAUGUGCGGCAGUCAAAAUGCUUGCAGGAUAAAAUGACUGCAAAGGAGAGUGCAAUUUGGUUGGGAGUUUUAAGUCGUGAGGAGUCCGUAAUUCGGCAGCCUAGCAGUGAUAAUGGGUCAUCAGGUGUCACUGAAAUGCCUUCAGUUGGACAUGGUGGUAAGAAGCGACAGGCCACUAGCAGUGACAGUGACUAUGAUGUUGAUGGUAUUGACGAUGGAGUAGGUUCUGUUUCAUCAAAAGAUGACAGGAGAAAUCAACAAGUUGAUACGGAACCAUUAACCGCUCUAAGGGAUGAACCUUCUCAUACCGGCCAGCAGCCAGAUCAAGGCAAAAGGCAACCAAAGAGAAUAAAAUCUCGAGCAAAAUCAAGCAAUGAGAAUCAACAGGCUGGGCCUUCUUCAAGUGAGCAUCCGCAAGCUGAGCAGAGAAACACUCUACCUGAUAUAAACCACGCUGAUUCACAGGCAGUUGAAUAUAAUAUGCGUGACACUCAGACAGAAAAUGAUACAAUUACAGCUUUGAGAUCUAAGGAGAUAGGUAUUGCGAGCCAGUCCCAACUACCAGCAUCGCAGUACCACCAUUCUUCUUCCAUUCAUCCGACCAAUAUAGUUUCCUCGCAGAGCAUGUAUGUGGAUGGAAGGCCCUCACUUUAUCCAUUGAUGCAAAGUGCAGAGUUGCAACAAGGAGCUUCCUACAACGUCUACCAUCCAUCGGCUGAAUUUGGGCCCAGUCAUGAUGGGCAAUACUCUAUGAUGACAAUGAAUGUUCCACAGAUUAGGCCAGAGGAGAAUGGGGUUGAUUUACCAGCGCUGCAUGGGAAUGGAAAUGAAUUUACUGAAGCAGAGUUAAAUCCUUUCUCAAAAGAAACAUUUCACAAUGAGCAAGGUAGACCUGUUGAUACUAAUUUUGGAUCUCCGCUGAAUAGUCUGUCAUUAGAUUUUGGAGGACUCGGCAGCCCAUUUACUAUGGGACUUGAUGGCACAAGUUCACUUGAGGAACUAUUUUAUGAUGACGACAUAAUGCAGUACUUUGCAUCAUAGCAUGGGAAAAUAAACACUUUGGAGUACAGAAUGGAUUGCAAAAGCACUGCAGCCACUUCAACCUUGUGUAGGUGUAGUAGAAGUUUGAUCGACAAGACUGUGAGUCACGAAAUUGUUCUAUUUUUUCUUCCAAUAACUCAUCAUGCCGAAGAGAGAAAGCAGAAGCAUGAUUUUUCUUUCUUCUUCACUUGUUUCUCUUAGCUGCUCCUGGGGGUUGUGCCCCAUGGUAAGUGGACCUACAGAAGGGGGGUUAUGUAAACAUGAUUAGUGAUAGCAUAUAUUUAAUUAUUAAUUAUUACCUUGGGACCAAACUAGUUUUCAAUAACUUCAGAGUCUUGCUUUCCUUUCUGCUAAUGCAAGUUUGUAACUUUGUAUAUAAAUUUUAUUUUUUCACUUGAGGCAUUAUUCUUCUGAUGGUUUGCUGAAUUUGCAAGCUGUCUGCGUUGGUCUAA
This is a messenger RNA of Tripterygium wilfordii, 2517 nucleotides long. RefSeq names its product ETHYLENE INSENSITIVE 3-like 3 protein. The transcript has 3 exons. Gene Ontology annotation, molecular function: DNA-binding transcription factor activity; DNA binding. The record is from RefSeq and is a predicted model, not a curated record. Bases 254 to 2065 code for a protein of 603 amino acids. NCBI's taxonomy places the organism in Eukaryota, Viridiplantae, Streptophyta, Magnoliopsida, Celastrales, Celastraceae. Gene Ontology annotation, cellular component: nucleus.